Molecule: messenger RNA, 4750 nt
Organism: Teleopsis dalmanni
Lineage: Eukaryota; Metazoa; Arthropoda; Insecta; Diptera; Diopsidae
Product: dmX-like protein 1
Exons: 5
Coding region: 1-4590 (1529 amino acids)
Biological process (GO): vacuolar acidification
Cellular component (GO): RAVE complex
Molecular function (GO): protein binding
Source: RefSeq, a predicted model, not a curated record
AUGAUAUGUGAUAAAUCACGAAUAUGUCCACAAAUGACAAUGAUGAUGCGUGAUAUCUCACGAAUAUGUCCACAAAUGACAAUGAUGAUGCGUUAUGUUUCACGAAUAUGUCCACAAAUGACAAUGAUGAUGCGUGAUAUAUCACCAUAUUAUUCUUUAUAUUCUAGAUGGGUACAAACAGGAUCUUUUUUAAGUCAUUCUCUUAUUAUAACUCUAUCAUGGAACUUAGAAGGUACACGUCUCUUAACAGGUGGAUCAACCAUUCAGUUGUGGAAAGAAAAAUCUCCGGAGGAAUUUGAAGAGGAAGCAAACAGUGUUAAGUUUAUGAUUGGUGGAUAUGAUCGUGAAAUGAAAACAGCAUCAAGUGGAACCGUUGAAGAUAACUCCACUUCAUGGGAAAAUAUAUGGAUAUGUCAAACAGCAAUUCCAAUAUAUCAUUUAGCAUUUAGUCCGGAUGGAACAUUAUUUGCAACAUGUGGUCGAAAUGACAGACUUGUGAAAAUUUGGUAUGAAAACAAACAAGUAUUAUUUCCAUCAACAAAUUCUGGAAAAAAAGCAUUUACAAAUGAUUUUGACCUUAAAUUUACAUAUGUGUACAUUGCACAUCCGCGUGCUGUAACUAAUAUAGCAUGGCGUAAGACAAGCAAGUACAUGCCAAAGGGAUCUGUUUCAAACAUGAUUGUGACAUCUUGUUUAGACAAUAUUUGCCGUAUUUGGAUUGAAACUGUAUUACCUGAUGAUGGUCUUGUUAAUAUGACCCAAUUUGAUCCUUUAGCAUCGCAAAACCCGAAGUUUAGAACUCAUCGGCACAAACAUCGUUUUAUGCAGAGGCUCAAACAUAUGAAAACUUGUUUUCAUAUAAGACGGCAUGCAAAAAUUGGAAACUCGUCUGUAAAUACUUUGGAAGAUGUUUUUCAUGGAACCAUACCAUCUCUGCCUUCGUCAUGCAGCGUUCAUGAUUUUCAUUCUUAUGGAUUUCAUGGAACUGGAAUAUCGCCUGGUAUGCAUUUUCAUUUGGCUGCAUCUAUUAAUGCUGAAACUGAUAUUCCACUGGUUCCAUCAAUGAAGUCUACAGAUCCGUCAAAUCAGAAUAUAUUUAUUCUUCAUUGGUUAAAUAAUAAAGAAAUGCAUUUUUCCAUUCAAGCUGAAGCAAUUUUGCAAGAACUAACAAAAAAAGUAAUAGACGAAGAAAACGGAAAUAUUUCUGUUAAUCACUUAUCUGAACAAUCUGAUUUUGAUAUAUGUUACAUGAAAGCGAAACAUAUCAAAACGUCAUCCAAAUCUGUGUCAGUGGAUGAUGGAAAUACAUAUGAAAAUGUAAUUAAUAGUAAACAAUCUGUUUACCAAAGUGCUCCAAGCGGUGUGCAGAGUAUAAACACUAUAUCAAAUACAACAUCUCUUAAUUCAUUGAAUAAUGAACACAGUCAUUUAGCUAAUCCAUUCCAAUCAGAUUCUUUGGAUAUGAAAAUUGAUUGUCUCUUAAAAGAUUGGCAUCAAAGCCCAGAUUUAUUGUUUUCUAUUCAUCCAGUUGACGGCAGUUAUCUUAUUUGGGUUAUAGAAUGGUUAGAUGAUUUUCAUCCGGGUUUAUUUCGGCAAGCUCAAAUAUCAUUUUCUACCAGAAUUCCUUCCGCUUUUCCACUUGGCGAUUCAAUGUCAAUGUCAACAACAGUAAAUCUAUAUAAUACGGGUUUUCAUCAAUUGGUAUUUAGAGAAAUAGGUAAUAAUGUAAAAAGCAAGAAUGUAGAUGCAAAUGAUAUAGAAAAAGCAUCCAUUAAAGAAGAAGACCAUUCUAUAAUAGAUUACAGUAAGGAUAAUAAAGCUGACUGUGAUAAAUCAAAUGAAACUAUUGGUGAACAUCAAAAUAAUAUACAAACAACAGCUUCACCAUCGGUUUCAAUGGUAACUAAACAUUCAAACGGCACGCUUAAUUUAUGGCAACUUACUUUUGGGCUUAAAACUAAAUUUACUCAGGUAUUAAGUAUUGGACAUAUUUGUCGUGCAUCUGGUCAUAGGUUUAGGGUAAAUGAUAUAACUUGUCAUCCAGGUUUGCCCUUAUUAGUCUCAACUUCUCAUCAUAAUUUGUCAGAGCCAGAAAAACAAAAUAGUUUUGAAAAUCAAUUUUUGGAAAAUCAGAACAUGUUAACUUGUUUAGGAUUUUGUUCUGAGCUCAUAUUAUGGAGAGUUGACUCUGUUGGACCAUUGUGUUACUCUGGUGGACUUAGUGAGUUGGCUAGAAUUAAUUCUCCCGAAAUUUCUGCAUUUAGUAAUGUUGCAUGGAUUCCAACAUUAUUACCUAGUACUACUUUAGGUAGUUACAGUAAUUCUCCAUCAGCAUGUUUUGUAGCUAGUGACGGAGAACAUUUACGUGUAUAUCAAGCAGUAAUUGACGCUCGAACUUUAUUAGCAGAAAUAUCUACUUCUGAAAAUGUCUUACAAAAAUCAAAUUCAUUGGCUUCACUUUAUUCCAAUGCAUCAUCAACAAUUAAAAUGCAAAAAUCGAAAUUGCAUGAUAAAAUUAAAGUAGUCUCUCAGCAAUCUACAUCUCGACCUGGUUGUAUUAUUCAAUUAGAUCCAAUUUCGGAUGCAAAGCACGAUUGGCAAAACACACAAUUUCUACAUGUUUUUCAAGAGCAAUUAAUAACAGGAGGAAAAUCUGUAACGAAAUACUUAAACAAUAGUCAGGGUCUUCUAGAAGCAGAUUUGGAUGCUAUUGUAGAUUUACAUGAAAAUAAUGAGUUUGAAGAACCAUUUUUUAUUGUUAUUAUUGAAAAAACGAUUAAGGGGAGUACAAUUCAUGUAUGGCAAAUUACAAUAUCUUCAAAAUUAGAAUCUUCGUUUUUAUCUGAAACAGCUUUGUAUGUACCUGAUAGUAAUUUAACACAAGAACUUGAAGAUAGCGAAUUAGGUUUCCGCAGAACGUCAUCAGCUAAUGCAGCAUUUGGAUUUCGGCCUUUUACUCAUUCUGAAGUUCACAUAUCAAUAAAUACAAAAAAAGUUUGUACGCAAGACCUUCCUUUGCCUGAAGGAGUUGACGUAAUUCAUGCUUCUCCAGCGGCUGGCCAUUUAAGCUCUUCUUCCAUAUAUCCAGCAUGUUAUGCGCCUUACAUAAUUGUAACAGCCUGUUCAGACUCAGUUUCUCGAUUUUGGAAAUGUGAGCCUGUAGCAGAUACAGAUAUAAAUGACACAAAUUUAUUUAUAUGGUCAGAAUGGAAAAUGAUAAGUAAACAACAAAGUUCAGCUAUAGAAAUUUCUGGUCAACCAUUAAAUAUAAGUGUUGCAUACUCGGGUCGAAUAGCUUGUGCUUAUAAAUAUGGAAAAAGCUUCACACGACCCCUAGGAGGGGAUUCUGAUUCUAGGUACAUAAAUUUAUGUGUUGCAAUUUACGAAUGUGAGAGUUCAGGCGGAAGUGAAUGGGUGCUUGAAGACACCAUAUACUUAAAAAAUAUAAACUUACCUCGAAUUAAUAUUGAUUAUGGAAUUGAUUUGAGUUACCUCUAUGAUAAUCGUUUGAUUAAAAAACGUCAUAGAUUAAAUCAAGUUUUACACACAUUAACUCAUGAUGAUACCAGGGUAGCAAAUAGUGAGGAUACCACAUCCGAAUCAUCUAUUAAAUCACCCACAGGUCUUUUAGCUGUACCAAGCUUCAGCACAUUGCAAUCAUUAAAAAAAAAUAUUGCAGAAAAUGGAAAUACUUGUCCUCUUACACAAAAACAUUUAGUUCAACUUGAUUGGGUUUCGAAAGAAGAUGGUUCACAUAUUUUGACGGUUGCAGUCGGAAGUAAAAUAUUAUUGUAUACUCCUGUUUCAUCCGAUAUCGCACAAGCAAAUAUAAAGGCCAUGAAAGAAUCGAGGUCAGUUAAUCGUCCUAUUUUGCGGAAAGCAAGCUCACUAGCACAACCAAAAUUUAAUGAAAUUCGUUGGAUGAAACUGCGGCAAAUUGAUUUACAAACAGCUGAUGGUCUUCCCCCGCUACCUAUGCAAAUAUCAUGGGUACGUGAUGGAAUUUUAGUUGUGGCUAUGGAUUCAGAAAUGCAUGUUUAUUCGCAGUGGAAACCACGAAAUGCCAAAAUAAAUACUACUAACGAUACUGUAGAUAGUAGAAAUAUAUGCGACGAUGACUUAAGGUCAUUAGUUUCAGAUUCUACUCAUAUACGGAUUAAAACUCCAUCUACCAUAGCUUUAAUAAAUAAAGCUAGUACUACGAACUUGAAAUUGCUUUCUGGUGAUAAAAAGAAAAAGUUUGGUAACACCAGUUUUGGUAAUAUAGUCUGUAGUUCUGAUAACAUACCAAGCGAAGAUUAUAUGACCGACUUUGGGCUUUUCCAAGCAUCUAGAAUUGCUUGCCCAGUGUUGCCACAAUAUCAUCCUAAACAGUUAAUGGAACUUUUAAAUUGUGGAAAAAUCAGAUGGGUGAAAGCUAUUUUAGCUCAUCUUGUUCGGUGUAUGAGUGGAACAAAUAAUGAUAAAAUGGAAUCUGAACGUCAGCGGUCUUGGUCCAGAACUCGAACAUUAUCUAUAAGUUAUGCCAGUGAUGGAAGUUUGCAAACUGAACAUAGAAACUCAACUACGCAGGUAAACUUCAAUAUAUGAAGGUUUUGCAUAUUCUGAUUCUGUUCUCUGCAUUUACAUAUAUUAUUUACAUAAAUUUAUUUUUUAACAAUAUAUAUUUAACAAAAUACUGAUUUCAAAUUUGCAACUAUUUUAAAAAAUUGUCUGAUAUCAUAUUUAUAUUAAAAAUCAAUUUACACUU